This is a messenger RNA of Cuscuta epithymum, 2075 nucleotides long. The record is from the annotation of a GenBank genome assembly. Lineage: Eukaryota; Viridiplantae; Streptophyta; Magnoliopsida; Solanales; Convolvulaceae.
GGUUAUCCAGAUUUAUUCAUAACCUUUACGUGCAAUCCAAGAUGGCUUGAGAUAGAUUGUUUUUUGCAUCAGAGGAAUUUGAAAGCGGAAGAUCGGCCCGAUAUAAUUAGUCGUGUUUUUAAGGUCAAGCUUGACAGUUUGAUUAGACAUCUGCGCAAAAAUAAAGCCUUUGGAAACGUUCGAGGAGUUGUUCACAAAAUUGAGUUUCAAAAGCGUGGUUUGCCUCAUGCGCAUAUUUUGCUGUGGUUAGCGACAGGGUAAUAUCUGCCGAAAUUUCGGAUAUAAACGUUGACCCAAUGUAUUAUGCUGCAGUGAGGGAUUUUAUGAUGCAUGGCCCUUGCGAUAAUGAUGCAAAGUCUGCGCCUUGCAUGGUUGACGGUAAAUGUACCAAGCACUUUCCUAAAAAAUGGUGUGCAGAGACAACAGUGGACGACGACGGUUAUCCAAUGUAUAAGAGGAGAUAUGAUGACCGCAGAAUAACCAAUAAUAAGGUUGAUUUGGACAAUAGGUUUGUUGUUACGCACAGUCGUUAUUUAUUGAUGAAAUAUGGAGCCCAUAUGAACGUAGAGCGGUGUAAUCAGUCAAGGUCAAUCAAAUAUUUGUUUAAAUACAUAAACAAAGGCCGUGACUGGGUCAUGGCAGGGUUUUACCAGACAGUUGAUGGUGAUGCAGGACAAAAGCCAGUUGAUGAGAUACAAAUGUACUAUGAAUACAGAUACAUUUCUGCUUGCGAGGCUGCUUGGCGCAUAUUUGGGUUUGAAAUUCAAUAUAAGACCCCGCAUGUUGAACGUCUGAGCUUCCAUUUACCGGAAGAGCAAAGUGUUGUUUUUCGCGAUGAUCAGCCACUGGAUUCAGUGGUUCGCGCAUCUUCUGUUAAGGAUAGUAUGUUCACGGCAUGGAUGGAGGCCAAUAAGAAGUACCCGGAAGCAAGACUUUUGACGUAUGCAGAGUUUCCUCAGAAGAUUGUUUGGAAAAAGAAGACAAGAGAAUGAGCUCCCAGAAAACAACCAUUCGCUAUUGGUAAAGUCUACUAUGUCCAUCCCGGUAGCGGUGAAUCUUAUUACAUCCGAUGUCUUUUGAAUCACAUUCGUGGUGCAACAAGUCAUCAGGAUUUGAGAACCUUGAAUGGUGUCAAUUAUGAUUUUUUUCGUGAUGUGUGCUAUGCAUUGGGCUUGCUCGACGAUGAUAAAGAAUUCAUUGAUGCUUUUGUUGAGGCAAGUCAUUUCUCGUCUGCCUAUUGUUUGAGGAUUCUAUUUGUAAUAUUGUUAUGGACAGAGUCAAUGGCUAAACCGGAGUACGCUUGGAAAAAAUGUUGGUCUUUCAUGGCUAAUGACAUACAAUAUAUGUGAAGGCGAAUAUUACAGCAUCCAGGUGGUGAUUGCCAUGCCUAUUUAUUAUUUCAAUAUCUUAUAUACUGACGAUGUGAAUUUUUGUGACCGUUACUUUCAAUUUUAUUUAACAAAUUAUCUUAGCCCUAACGUAUUUUCAAUUUAACUGUAUUUCUUUCCAGAUCUAAUUCUUUCUAACGACCAAUUAGAGAGGUUUGCUUUGGAAGAAAUAGAAAGGUUGUUACAAACCUGUGGAAAAAGUUUGCGCGAUUACCCUCUGAUGCCUACAGUGGUUCUCGAUUCGCUCUUAUCUUCUAAUGACAAACUUAUAUUUGAAGAAUUGGGUUAUGAUCAAAAUGCAAUGAAAGAGGAGCAUUCAACGUUGUUCAAAUCUCUUACGGAUGAGCAACUACAAGUGCAUGAUACGAUAAUGCGAUAUGUUGAUGAAGAGGUCGGGGGUAUAUAUUUUGUUUAUGGGUAAGGAGGUUCAGGAAAGACAUUUGUGUGGAAGACCCUUUCUGCUAUUAAUGUAAGAGAUUUUUCAUAAAAUAUUAAUAAAAUAAAAGUCAUGGGCAAAAAUAUGACUAAAGUGGGGUGAAUACACUUUUAUAGUCACUAAGUCACUUAAUCACUUUGAUCUAAAAUUUGAAUAUAAUUAUAGACAUGAAAAGUUACAAAGCCAUAUUUUUUAUCCAAUUUUCUUAUUUUGGUUAUAUAUUAAGAAUUAUUUCUGAUGUAACUCUACAA